Neofelis nebulosa (Clouded leopard) is the source of this 5078-nucleotide messenger RNA. RefSeq names its product DENN domain containing 2C (gene DENND2C). The transcript has 19 exons. The record is from RefSeq and is a predicted model, not a curated record. Bases 397 to 3201 code for a protein of 934 amino acids. NCBI's taxonomy places the organism in Eukaryota, Metazoa, Chordata, Mammalia, Carnivora, Felidae.
CCACAGACAAAGCUCAAGGAAGGAUGACCCCUGCCUCAGGAAGUUUUGAAUCAGUUACUAUUUAUAACCAGUAUAGUCUGACUUGAGAUCAGGUCUUUGCUCACUUGAUAAGAAAAGUUCUUUGCCACAUUGUACAUUUGAGGAAACAUUUAUGAGCCUAAAUGAGUGAAGCCUGUAUGUGAAAGAAAGGAGUGUGUCAGUGGCUGAACAUUCAAGAUAAAGUUGUAGCCAUUUUCAACAAGGACCAGUGAUCAAAAUCCUUCUUUUUAAAAAGAGACUUCCAAGUUAAACAUGAAAGGAAAAUACUAGAAUUGCUUGGAUUCUAACUGACAGGAUAAAGAAUACAGUAUUUCACGGUUACUUAUGAUGGAACCUCAGUAGAAUUCACACUUUGUCAUGCACCCAACUGGGAACAUGGAUGCCGGUUUUUCUCGUUCUGCUCUUCAGACCCUGUCAAGAAGCCACUGCAAAAAUAUCAAACAAAAAAUUUCUCAGUGGGAAGGAAGAACGAAUGGUAUAUCUAACCCAGAAAGGUGGCAUCCAAAGGACUUUGGAGUGAGGUAUAAUAACUGUCAUCAAGAGAUUCUUGAGAAAAAUCCUGUUGCUGAGGGAAAGAGCAAAAAGUUGGACGCAACCAGCUCUCAAAAUGUCGGUCUAGAUAUCAAUGCAGAUGCCAAAAGCCAGGACCAAACUGAGGGUGAAAGUGAGAAACAUGAAGAUGAUCGUACACACCCAUUUAGAAAUGAAUCAGAAUCCAGUUGGGUAUGUUCUCAGGUCAAACAGAUUGAAAGCUGGAAAGACGUUUUGGAUGCAGAGACUUCCUUACCUCCAGGAAAUUUCUAUACCUCACAGAUACUGUGGAAGAAAAUAGAGGCACUUCCCCCAGAUAAAGUCUUCAAUUUGGCUUUAGAACAUUGUGACUCUUCAGAAAAAGAACUGAAUUUCCAAGUUCCGGAUAGUUCAUAUGGAAUAACCAAGAGCUUAGAAAAUAUUUACUCUGAACCCGAGGGACAGGAAUGUGGACCUUCUAUAAAUCCUUUGCCCAAGCCUCGUAGGACGUUCAGAUAUUUAUCUGAGUCUGGUGUUGUGCCAUGUAAAGAAAGAAACUGUGACAGAAAAUACUGUGAAAAUAAUUCUUGUGCAGAGUCUUCUUUGGCAUCUUCUCAGGAACCCGAACCAAAGAAAUAUGGCAGACAAAUCAGAGGGAGAUCUAAAAGGAAAUCCUUUGAAUUUGAGGAUAUUCAGCACUUUCGAAAUCGGAACUCACAGAAGAUUCAUGAAGAACUUGGAAGAAAUUCUGGCUCAGCACUUUAUUAUACACAGUCUGAGGACAAUAUCUAUGAGGAUAUCAUAUAUCCCUCCAAAGAAAAUCCAUAUGAAGAUAUUCCAAUACAGCCUUUGCCCAUGUGGAGAUCCCCUUCGGCCUGGAAACUACCGCCCCCUAAAAGUGCUUUCAGAGCACCAAAGCUUCCUCCCAAACCUCAGUUCCUGCACCGGAAGACUAUGGAACUGAAGACCUCCCAAGCUUUUUUACGGUCAAAGCUCACAAAGGAUACCACUUUGCCUGUCACUUUAACGGAAUGGAAGCUUUUCCGAGCUGGAGAAGUUGCAAACAGGAAAAGGAAAAAUCUUCCAAGGCUCGUAUUGAAAAUUGCUGAUAUAUUUGAGUCUAAGAGAGGGAAAAAGAGGGUAAAGUUACACCCAUACACUGGAAAAGACGUACCUCCCUCAAAAGGUGAAACCAGUGGGAACGAAAGUGAUGCGGAGUAUCUGCCAAAGAACCGCCACAAGCGCUUAGCCCAGCUCCAGCAGUCUUCCAAGAGGAAUCCUCACUACCAGACCUUAGAGAGGGAUCUUAUUGAAUUACAGGAGCAGCAGCUCUUUGAACUCUUUGUGGUGGUGUCCCUCCAGAAGAAGCCAUCGGAAAUAAGCUACAUUCCCCAGGUCAUACAGCAGUUCCCUGGCAAGGGUGAUCAUGGCUUUAAGCAGUCCAAAGACACUGAAGAGAGGCUCAAAGUUAUCCCCAAGUUUUGUUUUCCUGACUCAAAAGACUGGGUGCCAACCUCAGAACUCAAGAGUGAAACAUUCUCCUUUGUCUUAACUGGUGAAGAUGGGAGCCGCUGGUUUGGUUACUGUAAGAAGCUCUUGCCAGAAGGCAAAGGGAAGCGACUCCCUGAGGUGUACUGCAUGGUUAGCCGCCUGGGCUGCUUCAACCUUUUUUCCAAGAUUCUGGAUGAAGUGGAGAAGAGAAGGGAAAUGUCUCCAGCCCUGGUUUACCCAUUCAUGCGAAGUGUCAUGGAAGCUCCCUUCCCAGCUCCUGGACGCACCAUCACAGUUAAGAGCUACCUCCCUGGGGCUGGCGAUGGGUCUAUUGAACUCUGCCGACCACUGGAUUCCCGACUAGAACAUGUUGACUUUGAAUGUCUCUUUAAGUGCCUGAGUGUGUGCAAUCUCAUCCGGGUCUGUGCCUCCCUCCUUUUGGAACGGAGGGUAAUCUUUGUUGCCAACAGCCUAAGCACCCUGUCAAAAUGUGGCCAUGCUGUGGUUGCCACACUGUAUCCGUUCACCUGGCAGCAUACCUACAUCCCGGUCCUACCAGCAUCUAUGAUCGACAUCGUGUGCUCACCCACUCCGUUCCUUAUUGGAAUCCUGUCUUGCUCCUUACCGCAGCUCCAGGACCUCCCCAUUGAAGAGGUGCUGAUAGUUGAUCUCUGUGCAGACAAGUUCUUACAGGAGGUAUCUGAUGAGGGUGAAAUUCUACCUCCUAAACUCCAAGCUGCCUUGAUGCAGAUUUUGGAAGAACGAAAUGAAAUCUUGGCUCAGGAGCAGAAUUUUUCACAAGCAGACGUGACACUCAACUCUCUGGUGUCCGAGGCAUUUGUGAGGUUUUUCGUGGAGCUGGUGGGACAUUAUUCUUUGAGCAUGACUGUCACUGAGCGUGGGGAGCGUGUAUUCCAAAGGGAACCAUUCCGUAAAUCCCACACCUCCCGAAGUGUACGCCACUUCCUGGAUCUCUUCAUGGAAACUCAGAUGUUUGCAGGCUUCAUCCAGGACCGAGAGCUUCGGAAAAGUGGGGUGAAAGGUUUGUUUGAGGUCCGGGCCCUCCAGUAUUUGGAAACAAUUCCAGAGUCUGAGCCCAGUGGGAUGAAUAGAAUUUUGCGGAGUCUUGGAAGUAAAAUGAAAUUUCUGCAGAAGAAAUGAAAUCUUUGAUAGACUGUCUUCAUCCUAAAUAGAACAGAAAGUGCCAAAGAAAAUAUUUUUCCAAGAGUCAGGAGGCCCUGGAGUAGCCUACAAAAUCCUGGAAAAGUUGAAAAGGUUACAAAGCAGGCCAGGUCCUUGGAGGAUUCUCCUGCUGCUGCUGUAGUAAUCACUGGAGAGUUGUCGAGAGUAGUCUGGAACCAAUGUUCUAAUUACUCUGCCUCCAUUCCCCACCCCCAACCCCCCCCAGUAGCCUUUUCUAUUGAAUUCUUAGGCUCAUUCUUUGUGUUAUGUGCUUAGUCUGUGAAGGCAUUUGUCUUUUACUAGGGAAGGAUUUGGUGUUGCAUUUUUAAAAACUGCUCAAAGAGGAGGGGCACCUGGCUCAAAAAAAUAAACAGCUCAAAGAUGAGCACAAUAAAAGAAAUUCUGAGUUUCAGGUACUGGGGAACAUGAUGGAAGUGCAGAAUAUGCCCUACACACGUUAAUUCUCAUCGCUGAAAUAUCAUGGCAGCUUUAAACCUAUGGGCUGUUUGAGCUGAGGCAAGGAAUAUGCUCAUUUCUGUACCUCCAGCCUGACGUUCUGUUGAGGGGAUCGCACUUCCGUGGAAGCCCUAUUUAUUAACACUGUUAUUGAGGAUCUCAUACAAGUAGAUACCUUGCGGCUCCUCCACAUUGUGUGGCAUGUGAGUAGCCUGUCAACAUUAAACUUUGUAGAAUUGGAACAGGAAAACAUCCUUGCAAGGGCAUGAGACUAUCCCUCCCCCCUUUUUUAGUGUCUUUGUGUGCCAUGCAUGAUGGUACCUGUAUGUCAUCUUAUUCAGUCUUCAAGUCAACUUCAUGAGAUACUUGCAUCUCGCAUUUUACUAAUGAAGAAACUGGAAUUCAAAGAGGUUGACUAACUUGCCCAGAGUUCUGCAGCAGAGCCAGAACUGAAGCCAGGACUAUUCAUUUGUGAACACAGAGAAAGUUGAUUAGUCCUGCAGAUGGAAAUUUGAGCUCUGUGGGACCACAGCUAUCAAAAAAGUUUUCUUUGAAGCUCGAAGCCAACUCUCAGCUCUGAGAAGGGACUUCAAACUAUAGGUGCCUAAAGGAGACUCAUUUUUGGUUCCCCUACAAUUGUUGGACUUUUUGCCCUAAUUAAAUUGGACUCAAGACUGAACAUUUCCUGGACAUUCACCACAUAAUCACCCCGACUCUUAAUAUCUAAAAUCGUAGUAGGGAUUUAUCAGUGAUGGUGUGGUUUCAGUGAUAAAUGUUAUAGAUGUCCAUUUGUUUUUCUUCAAUUCCUGCUGAUGGGUUUAACUGGCAUAAAAAUAUUUAUUCCAACUUAACCAAACCUUACAAGUUGUAUUAUGAUGCAGUUUAUUGACUUGCACAGUAUUGUCAUUACAACCCAUUCAGGUGCGCAUGAAUGAAUCUGAAGCAGAUACCAUUUAAGGCUGGUGCUAUAUAAUUCUUAUGGGCCUAAAAAAUAGAACUGAGCCUGUAUCUUUUGUAAAAUGUUUAUUAAGCAGCUAACCCCAGUGGGGAUCUUAGCAGACAUCUCUCCAUUUGCCACCCCAACCCUGAAGGAAAAUCAGUAAUUGGGAAUUGUUUAUAAAAUAGGGGUAGGAGGUAUUACAGUGGUGAACACUGACCGUCCCUCUGUGAGGAGACCUUUGUAUCAGGGAUUGAGGUCUUAUUUUAUCCCUGUGACCUGAAGCUACUUCCUUUUCUUAGGUCUGUUUUAUUUUGUUUUUGUAAAGUAUAACGAAUUCUGGACAUAUUUGUAAAAAGAGUUGCUCAAGAUUUGUAUAAAAUGUUGUUUAUAGAUCUUUUAAUGAAUAAACAAAAAUUCCAUGGAUCUCUAGAAUUUUAAAUAAAAUUGCUUAAGAUGUAAA